This is a messenger RNA of Closterium sp. Naga37s-1, 2052 nucleotides long. The record is from the annotation of a GenBank genome assembly. NCBI's taxonomy places the organism in Eukaryota, Viridiplantae, Streptophyta, Zygnematophyceae, Desmidiales, Closteriaceae.
AUGUCCGCCAAUCACCAGAUGCACCACAGCACCAACGACACGUCAUCACCUGCUCCUGGCGGCAAGUUCCGGCCGAGCCGUAGCAGCAGCAGCGGAAACAUACCCGCAAAUGCCGUCGCAUCUGGCGGGCGCUUUAAUCACGGUGGCACUGCCAGCGAGAAUUCAUGGAUCAGAAAGGCCGUAAGCGGCGGCAGCAGUGACGGCGGCGGCGGCGGUGGCGGCAGUGGCGGGGGUAGCGGCGGGUGGGGUCCUUCGAACAGGGGCAGGCAGGCAGCGACUGGCCGUGGGAGCGACGCGUUGGGAAACAGCGACGCGAGGAGCAGCGGCGGCGGAAGCAGCAGCGGCUUCGGCGGCGGUGAGUGGAAGACGCGCGGCGACGCAUGGGGAAGCAACCGCGCGGAGGAGGAAUGGGGGGGGCGCGGGGGAGGCGGCGGAAGAGGGGGAGGCGGGGGAUGGGGGGGAGGCGGCGGAAGGGCGCCAAGGUGGGGGGAAACGACUUCGUACAGUGGGCGGCGUGAUAAUGGCGGGGGAAGAGGGGCCAAUGCAGCUGGUUACAGUAACCCCGCACCUGCUGGCAAAUUGAUGCCAGCUGGCAUCCUAGACCUCUACCGCCGGGACCUUGGUGCGAACCAGCGGUUGCAUGGGCAGCUUCUGGCGGAUGAUGAUGUGAGGCGAGCCAUGGAAGGGCUUUUUUAUGCGAUGCGAGGUGAGGGAGAGGGGGUUGAGGGGUUAGUUUGUAGCGGGCAGCUUCUGGCAGAUGAUGAUGUGAGGCGAGCCAUGGAAGGGCUUUUUUAUGCGAUGCGAGGUGAGAAUGGGGGGGUUUGGAUGGGGGGAAAUGGAUGGAGCGUAGUGAGGGAGAAUACGGGUGAUGAUGUGAGGCGAGGUAUGGAAGGGCUGUUCUAUUCCAUGCGUGGUGAGAGGGGAAGGGGUGGUGAGGGCGGGGGUGUGGAAGGAGCAGAGGAGGAGGGUUGGUGCAUGCGGCACCACCCCAUCGGCCACUUUCUCUCCUCCUCCCACACUUUCUUCCUGUAUCUCUCUUUCUCCCCCUCGCCCCCAGCCGCCGUCUGUUUGACGAUCUGCAGUGGUGCGCACACCACCACCCACCCCAUCGGCCACUGGGACGCCAUGGCUGGGCCAUCUCCAAGUUCUUCCUCCCCUCUUCCAAUCCUCUUUCUCUCUCCCCCCCGCUCCCUUCCCCCUGGCUUUCUUCUUCCCAGGCUGCACGCUCCUCCUUUCUCCCAGCCGCCGUCUGUUCGACGACCUACAGUGGUGCGCACGGCACCACCCCAUCGGCCAUUUGCUCUCCUUUAUCUCUCUCCUCCUCCUCCUCCUCCUCCUCCUCCUCCUCCUCCUCCUCCUCCUCCUCCUCCUCCUCCUCCUCCUCCUCCUCCUUUCCCGUUCCUACAACCCCCAACCAACCAGGUUGCUCGCUCCUUCUCUCCCCAAGCCGCCGUCUAUUCGAUGACCUACAGUGGUGUGCGAGGCACCACCCCAUCGGCCACUUGUCUCUCCCUUUCCCCCCACGCACACCCCGCCUUCCCUUCCCUCCCAGGAUGCACGCUCCUUCUCUCCCCAAGCCGCCGUCUAUUCGACGAUCUGCAGUGGUGCGCGAGGCACCACCCCAUCGGCCACUGGGACGCCAUGGCUGGCCCAGAUGAGUAUUUCAUCUCCAAGUUCUUCUUGGAUCGCGGGGUGCCGUGGACGCAUGUUCACAUGCGGUUCGGAGCCAUAUCAUGGGUGGUGGAUGAGGCAUUACAGGGCCAGGCCCCUCCCGUGUUCAUCCAUUACGUCAGUGAGAAGCCAUGGGUCGCCCCUGCUGUCACCUCCACCGCCCCUGCUGCCCCCACUUCUACAGUGAAAACGUCUACACCUGCUGUGACUUCUAUAGUGACUAAUUGGUCAGACUUCUUAGUGUGGGACUCUAUAGCGGAGCAGGUGGUGGGGCUGCUGCAGGCAGCAGGGGAGGAGGAGGCGGGUGCUGCCAGCAGGCUGUUUGCGGGGUGGGACGCGAGGAGGAAGCUUCCUGUUGUGUUCCCAGAGAAGCAGGGUUGA